AUGGCCGGAGGCAAGUGGGGUGCCUUCGGGAGGGCAUUGGUCAGGAAGGGGGUGCUCGCUCCUGAGCAGUUGGAAGUUACCAAUCUUAGAAGAUGCUUAAAUCUGUGGGAUCUGACGGCUCUGGGUGUGGGGAGCACCCUGGGAGUGGGUGUGUACGUGCUGGUGGGUUCGGUGGCGCUGCAUUGGGCGGGCCCCUCCAUCGUGCUGUCGUUCCUAAUAGCGGCUGUUGCGUCAUUGUUUGCAGGUCUUUGCUACGCGGAGUUCGGAUCGCGGAUACCGAAGGCGGGUUCCGGUUACAUUUACGUCUACUUCACAGUCGGCGAGCUGGUCGCGUUCAUCGUCGGCUGGAACAUGAUACUUGAGUCGGCUUUUGGCGUCGCGAGUAUAGCUCGAGGUUUAAGCAUGCAUAUGGACUCGAUGCUCAACGGAUCGAUGUCCCACUGGUUCCUGGAAGUGGCACCGAUCAACUCGGCGCAUUUCUCCACUUACUUCGACGUGUUUUCGUUUCUUGUCGUCAUAGUACUUGGAGUAUUGCUGUCAUUCGGUGUACGCGAGUCGUCGGCUGUGAACAACGUGUUGGCGGGCACCAACAUGGUCGUAAUACUGUUCAUUGUGGUAGUUGGAGCUUUCAAAGCCGACCUCGGUAAUUGGAGCAUCCCACUAGAAGAUGUGCCCGAGGGCCAGGGAUCUGGUGGGUUCUUCCCGUACGGCGUUUGGGGCACACUGCGAGGCGCCGCCCUUUGCUUCUAUGGCUUCGUGGGAUUCGAUUCUAUUAACGCGAUGGCAGAGGAAGUGCGUGAGCCUCGGCGGGCGAUCCCCCACGCGAUCCUGAUGGCGCUGGCCAUCGCUCUGCUGGCCUACACGGGCGUCGCCGUCGUGGUCACGAUGAUGGUGCCGUACCACUUGCAGGAUCCGGUGUUUUCUGUGGCGACUGCGUUCGCAUACGCGGGCUGGGAGUGGGCGCGGUGGGCGGUUUCUGUGGGCGCCCUUUUUGGGAUCUCCGCAAGUCUUAUCGGCGCGCUGUUGCCUCUGCCGCGGCUGCUCUACGCCAUGGCGUCUGACGGUCUACUGUUCCCCUGGCUGGCCAAGGUCAGCGCCAGGCGAAAGUCCCCGGCGGUGGCCACGCUGCUGCCUACUUGCGUCAUAGCCAUCUUGGCCGGUGUACUCGAGUUGGAUCAGCUCGUCAUGAUGAUGUGCAUAGGAACGCUCCUCUCCUACACCAUAGUCGCCGCCUGCGUCGUUAUAUUAAGGUACGCGGCGGACGGUGAGAGGCACGGCCCUUUCGCGUGCGGCUCAAGAGGUCCAAACGUCCUCACCUCGCGGAUUGCCAACGGCACUCUCUUGUUGUUCAUAUGUGUUUGCCUGACAAUUGCUUUAGUGGCAAACUACUCGAAAGAACAACUCAUUGUGAUGGCAGCCCUGCACACUAUAUGUUUCCUGCUACUCAUCGUCAUCAUGGUGCUACCACAAACUAAUAUUGACUUGCCAUUCAAGACGCCCCUCGUCCCGAUUAUACCGUGCCUCAGCAUCUACAUUAACGUUCACCUCAUGAUUCUCAUCAACGUACAAACGUGGAUUCGUGUACUAAUCUGGAUUUUAAUUGGUAUUCCAGUGUAUUUGAUUUGUACAUUCUGCUGCGGGAGAGCCGACAGCAAGCACUUAAACGAUAAUACUAAAUCGACUUCGGAAGCGAGCAAGAACGGCAGACCGCCCGUUCAGAUAAUAGUUGAGUCGCCAACGCCUCCGGAUACUAUGAAAGUCCCUAGUAGCAGCGGAGGGGAUCGUAGCUUGAUAGUGAGCAACGGUAACGACGUCAGUGUAGCGCCAAUACAGGAAAUAAUUGUCAGAAAUAAAAUACCAUUCGUAACAGAAGAGAUAAUCGUCCAACAAGCGAUUGUCGAGGACAACGAAGAGAAGGAGGCGAAGAUUAUAGAUUUAUUAGAUCAAGUGUUGCAAGCGGAGGAAGAUUCCUAUGGAGAAAUAUUCAAUCUUAAGGAGCAAAUAGAAGUGGAGAAGGAUGAAGAAACGCCAAACGUUAUACAGAGGAAGUCAUUGAGUGAAUUGUCUGAUGCCGGAUCGGACGCAUCGUUGGGUAAUCAAGCAUUAUCUAAAUAUGAUGUUAUAGCGCAAGUGCAUAGAGAGGAUUUGCCAAAGGUCACUGAAGAGGAAGAGAGAAUUGAACAGGAAGUCGAUAACAACGAAGAAGUGACAAGAUUCAACGACAGCGAAACAAAUUCCAGAACAGACGAAUCCGGAUACUCGGACACAUUAGAUAGGAAUACAUUUAGCGAAUCCGUUGGAGACCUGAAGGAGGAUGCUCCAGUAAUACCAGUUCCACCGCCUUUAGACGAGAAUUACUUCGCAAAUCCAGGUUUUAAGAAAUCGUACACAAUUUCCUCGAGGCCCACCAAGACUUUAUUCGUUCCGACCGACGAAGAUAGUCAGCCAAGAGUUAGCGUGCAGUCGAACAGUUCUUUUGAAGAGGGUCCCAUGAUCUUCGGCAGCGACAAGCAAAUGAACUUCAUGUGCAAGUUAAACAACAUAUUCCAGACGAAAAUCUCCUCCACCAAUGACGGCGACGAGCUACGGAAGAGAUCGCAUUCUGCAGGAAACCUGACGGACAGCACACAGCAUGCCUUAGAUAGGGAGCGGCCGCAGAUAUUCUUAGACCUGAAGAAGGAAAUAGCGUCAAUGGAAACGGCGAUGAACUUGCGCCCCGUCAGCACUGAAGAAGAUACAGCAGAGCCAGAUACAGAUGACGAGGACAGCGGGUUAAGCAGAGAGGAUUUAAAAUCGAAACUGGAGAAUAUAUUCGCGGCCGGCGGACCCCGCUUGCCGAAAGCGCGCGUCAUGCAAUCCAACCCGCCCACGCCCGAAGAGUCUUACCAUACUGACAGCUCAAGCAUGGAGAGCGUUUCCAAAAUGCCAAAGGUGGACAAAAACGACACGUUGAAGAGACAGAAAGCAAAGUUCGGUGAAGUAUUGAAUUCGUUUAGAUUAAGUUUGAAUAAGGGCGACGAUGUG
Messenger RNA from Iphiclides podalirius (scarce swallowtail), 3024 nucleotides. NCBI's taxonomy places the organism in Eukaryota, Metazoa, Arthropoda, Insecta, Lepidoptera, Papilionidae. The record is from the annotation of a GenBank genome assembly.